This is a messenger RNA of Meloidogyne enterolobii, 905 nucleotides long. NCBI's taxonomy places the organism in Eukaryota, Metazoa, Nematoda, Chromadorea, Rhabditida, Meloidogynidae. The record is from the annotation of a GenBank genome assembly.
UGCUCUGGUAUUUUCCAUUUGGCGUGGCAAUUGUCGAACCUCUUGACGCACUUGUUGCUGAUUACUUCUUUGCACUUCUUGUCGACGUGGUGGUUCGUCGUGAAAUGAAUUCAUGCAUUCGUCGGUGGCUUGGCGAAUGUUGACGAUGUUUUCCAGAGCUCGUCGCAAUUCUUUGUGUGUCCACUUCUUAGGCGAGUCAAGUUCCUUUGCGAUGAGUUCUUGGAGAAUGCCAUGUGGAAGUUUGGACUUGAUGAUGUUGCAUAGGAACAUAGGCGAUUGGUUGUCCAAAUAUUCCAAUUGAAGACAAAUUCUUUCAAUAUCCUUCUGGAAUUGCGUGAGUUCGCGAAGGUUGUUCCUGAUCGGCGGAAGUUUGAGAAGUUGUGCCUGAAGUUGGUUGCUAAGUUGGUCGUCGUUACCAUACUUCUUUUUUAGAAUUUCCUUGACGAUUUUGUAAUUGUCAUCGGAUGGUGGAUAACCACUAAUUGCUUCUCUGGCUGCUGAUCCUUCUUUGAGGUAUUGCAGAAGCAGGAGAUGCUUCUGAAAAGACGGAUACUGUUGCUUGUCGACUGCAUGUUCAAAAGCUGCCCAAAAGGUGCGCCAAUCACGUAUGUCGCCACCAAAUGAUGGGAGACGGACGCUGUCGACCUUCAAAGCAUUGCACAAUGGAAGGCCAUAUUGUGGUUGCUGGAAUGAGUUGGUAUGCUGAUAGUCGUAAGUUUGACGUGAUGUCUCAUGCUGAUUUCCAAUACUCGGUUCUUCAAAGUCUGGCGCGCUGGGCUGACGCAUUCGUCGAUUUUGCCUCCAAUCAUUUUCUUCUUCGUCGUCAGAAAGAAAUUGACGUCUUUCUUGGCGCAACGGAGUUUGAUUGUCAACCAUGUUCGCUGAUGUUGAUCCUUGUACACUAG